Pyrus x bretschneideri (Chinese white pear) is the source of this 2112-nucleotide messenger RNA. RefSeq lists its product as uncharacterized. Bases 435 to 1940 code for a protein of 501 amino acids. Lineage: Eukaryota; Viridiplantae; Streptophyta; Magnoliopsida; Rosales; Rosaceae. The record is from RefSeq and is a predicted model, not a curated record. The transcript is spliced from 2 exons.
CGGCACGUUUCUGAUUUCGCUUUCUAACUCUCAAAUCCCAUUUCCCACCCCCAAACCCUAAAUCCCAAAUCCAAUUUUAGCCCUCUUUCUUUCACCCUCCACGCAUGUCUCUGUAUUUUCGGACGCCAAAUUAACCCAAAAUUUUAAUUAAAUUUUCAAUUAAAAAUUAGAGAGAAAUUAAAGAUAAUUAAAACUGGAAUAAGGAAAGAGCAAACAUGGUAGUUGAUGAUAUGCUGGAGAUGAGCAUCAUGGUCGCCUCUGGAGGUUCCACUUGCUUCCGCUUCCCCGAUGCUUAUCCCAAAAGGGUUUUGAUGGAGGGGAGAUAUAGUGGGGAUUGAUUGAUGUGAUGAAGUUCUUUCUUUGAAUUGUUUUUGGAAAAAUGGAAAUAUUCAAUCCACCAGCAACAAUCCCCACCCAGGAGUUGUUCAGCUGAAAUGGGAGAUUCUCUGCUCACGGCCCUGUCAAUGGAGAAUCACCACCCGUCCACGUUAUUGUCCAUGGAUUCCAGCGCUUCCUCUCACGACGAAUUGGAUUUGGAGAUGAAUCGACAGAUCAUACUUUCCCGCCCCCCUGAUAUCAACUUGCCCCUGUCAGCCGAGCGCAGCCCACCUCCGCCUUCGUGGAAUUCAGACGCUUGUGAUAUUCUAGAUGUUGGGCUUGGUCCCCAGGUGUAUGAGACCGAGACUUUGCUGACGAUCCCCAAGGCUGGACGGAAAUGCGCCAAGCGAGUAGACAGCAUAUGGGGCGCUUGGUUCUUCUUCAGUUUUUACUUCAAGCCCGCAUUGAAUGAGAAGUCAAAGGCCAAAAUUGUCCGGGACAGCAACGGGGUUUCUGGGUUUGAUAAAUCUGAUCUCAAGCUCGAUGUUUUCAUGGUGCAGCAUGACAUGGAGAACAUGUACAUGUGGGUUUUCAAGGAGAGGCCUGAGAAUGCGUUGGGGAAGAUGCAGCUAAGGAGCUACAUGAAUGGGCAUUCCCGCCAAGGGGAGCGUCCAUUUCCAUUUAGUGUCGACAAGGGUUUUGUUCGAUCUCACAGGAUGCAGCGGAAGCAUUAUCGGGGUCUUUCAAACCCCCAGUGUGUGCAUGGGAUUGAGCUUGUUCGGACACCUAAUUUGAUUGCUCUUGAUGAAGAAGACCGUAAAAGGUGGAUGGAGCUGACUGGGAGGGAUGUGAACUUCACAAUUCCUACAGAAGCGGGCGAUUUUAGUUCGUGGAGAAACCUUCCGAAUACAGAUUUUGAGCUUGAGAGGCCACCAGCUCCAAUAAAGAGCGCGCCCAAUUCCCACUCAAAGAAACUUCUGAAUGGAUCUGGGCUCAAUUUGUCUACCCAGUCAUCUAACAGCAACAAUUCUGAUGGAAUGGACCUAUCUCCUGUCAGCAAGAGGAGGAAGGAGUUAUUCCCCCACGGGAAUGAUGAUGAUUGCUACCUGGCUGUUAAUCCUCUGUCUGAUCGAAUCCCGGAUACGGAAACCCACCCAAAUGAGGUGCAAUGGCCAAAUCAAUUUAGUGGCGUAAUGAAGAAUGUCUACGGGCCUGUUACAGCUUCCAAAACAAUCUACGAGGAUGAUGCAGGUUAUUUAAUCAUCAUCAGCUUACCCUUUGUGGAUCUUCAGAGGGUGAAAGUUUCUUGGAGGAAUACUCUUACUCAAGGCAUCAUUAAGGUAUCUUGUAUAAGCACGUCCCGCUUGCCGUACAUCAAGAGACAUGAUCGGACUUUCAUGCUUACGGAUCCAGCCUCUGAGCAUUGUCCCCCAGGAGAGUUUGUCAGAGAGAUCCCGCUUGCCACCCGCAUUCCUGAAGACGCUAACAUAGAAGCUUACUACGACGGGCCAGGUUCUGUGCUUGAGAUUAUGGUUCCAAAACUCCGCGCCGGGCCAGAAGAACACGAGGUUCGUGUUUGCCUCCGCCCUCACCUCGGGGGCAACGAUCUUAUGUUGACUUGAGAUUAGGCAUUCAUAGAGAUCUGUAAGGGUUUAUUGUCAUGGUUGGUGCAUUGUUCUACUAACUUUUGUACCGUAAAGUGUAUUGCAUGAAGGAAAACAAAAAUGUGCUUCUCACAUUUGUCUUUUCAGUUUUUGCUACUAAUCUAUGCAUCUGGUUAUGGAUUGACUCUCA